This is a messenger RNA of Myiozetetes cayanensis, 3170 nucleotides long. RefSeq names its product phosphodiesterase 6C (gene PDE6C). The record is from RefSeq and is a predicted model, not a curated record. Lineage: Eukaryota; Metazoa; Chordata; Aves; Passeriformes; Tyrannidae. The transcript is spliced from 23 exons. Gene Ontology annotation, molecular function: protein binding; 3',5'-cyclic-nucleotide phosphodiesterase activity. Gene Ontology annotation, biological process: visual perception; signal transduction. Bases 1 to 2547 code for a protein of 848 amino acids.
AUGGGUGAGGUAAAUAAAGAUGCCGUUGAAAAAUACUUGGAGAACAAUCCUCAGUUUGCCAAGGAGUAUUUUGACCGAAAAAUGAGAGCAGAAGUACUGGGAAGUAUCUUUAAAGUGAGCCCUGGAGAUGUGAAGGAGGGAGUCAGCUUCAAAGACAUGUCUCGUCUGGAGGAAUGUAACAUACUUUUUGAGUUGAUUACAGAAAUCCAAGAUGAAGCAGGUGUUAUGGAAAAGAUAGUGCACAAGGCCCUGCAGAGGCUGGCACAGCUGCUGGCAGCUGAUCGGUGUAGUAUGUUUCUUUGUCGUUCCCGAAAUGGUAUUCCAGAGGUAGCCAGCAGGCUUUUGGAUGUCACUCCAACUUCCAAAUAUGAGGACAAUUUGGUAAAACCAGAAGAUGAGACUGUUUUUCCUCUGGACACCGGGAUAGUGGGAUGGGUUGCUCAUACGAAGAAGUUUUUUAAUGUACCUGAUGUGACAAAGAACAACCAUUUUUCUGACUUGCUGGACAAAAAAACUGGUUAUAAAACAGUCAAUAUGUUGGCAACUCCAAUUACACAGGGUAAAGAGGUGCUUGCUGUUGUGAUGGUACUCAACAAAUUAAAUGCCCCUGAGUUCUCAAAAGAGGAUGAAGAGGUAUUUAAAAAAUACCUCAAUUUUGUGUCUUUGGUCAUAAGAAAUCAUCACACAUCAUAUCUCUACAAUAUUGAAUCACGAAAGAGUCAGAUGCUUUUGUGGUCUGCCAACAAAGUAUUUGAAGAGCUAACAGAUAUAGAACGACAGUUUCACAAAGCACUGUACACUAUUCGAAUGUAUUUGAAUUGUGAAAGAUACUCCAUUGGUCUGCUGGACAUGACUAAAGAGAAGGAGUUCUAUGAUGAGUGGCCAAUCCGGCUGGGGGAGGCAGAGCCAUACAAAGGCCCCAAGACACCUGAUGGACGAGAAGUCAACUUUUAUAAGAUUAUUGACUAUCUUUUACAUGGACAAGAAGAAAUCAAAGUCAUUCCGUCACCUCCAGCAGAUCACUGGUGUCUUAUCAGUGGAUUGCCAACAUAUGUUGCUGAAAAUGGACUUAUUUGUAACAUGAUGAAUGCGCCAGAAGAUGAAUACUUCUCAUUUCAGAAAGGACCAGUGGAUGAGUCCGGAUGGGUUGUCAAAAAUGUCCUGUCAUUGCCUAUUGUCAACAAAAAGGAAGAAAUUGUGGGAGUUGCAACAUUUUACAAUAGGAAAGAUGGAAAACCUUUUGACGAGUAUGAUGAACAGAUCAUUGAAACUCUCACGCAGUUCUUGGGGUGGUCUGUUUUAAAUACUGAUACUUAUGACAAAAUGAACAAGCUAGAAAACAGGAAAGACAUUGCUCAGGAAAUGCUUAUGUACCAGACAAAGGCCACUCCUGCUGAAGUUGAAUCUAUCCUGAAAUACAAGGAGAAAUUAAACGUAAAUAGUUUGGAGGAAUGUGAUCAAAAGGAUCUCAUCAGGAUUUUGAAAGAAGAAUUACCUGAUCCAAAAGAUUUAGAACUGUAUGAAUUUCGCUUCAGUGACUUUCCUGUUACAGAGCAUGGCCUGAUAACUUGUGGAAUACGACUGUUCUUUGAGAUAAAUGUUGUUGAAAAGUUCAAAGUCCCAGCUGAGGUUCUUACAAGAUGGAUGUACACAGUCAGGAAGGGUUAUCGAGAUAUCACUUACCAUAACUGGAGACAUGGAUUCAAUGUGGGACAAACAAUGUUUACUCUGCUGAUGACAGGCAAAAUAAAGAAGUACUAUACUGAUCUAGAAGCCUUUGCCAUGGUUGCUGCUGCUUUCUGCCAUGACAUUGAUCACAGAGGGACCAAUAACUUGUAUCAAAUGAAGUCAGCUGCUCCACUGGCAAAACUUCACGGCUCUUCCAUUUUAGAAAGGCAUCAUCUAGAGUACAGUAAAACCCUGCUGCAAGAUGAGAGUUUAAACAUCUUCCAGAACCUAAACAAGCGCCAGUUUGAAACCGUCCUACACUUAUUUGAAGUUGCAAUAAUAGCAACUGACUUGGCUUUGUAUUUCAAGAAAAGAACUAUGUUCCAAAAGAUCGUGGAUGCAAUUGAAAAAAUGGAAACAGAAGAACAGGCAAUUAAGUAUAUAUCUAUUGACCCAACAAAAAAAGAAGUCAUCAUGGCUAUGAUGAUGACUGGAUGUGACCUGUCUGCAAUAACCAAGCCUUGGGAAGUGCAGAGUAAGGUUGCCCUCAUGGUUGCAAAUGAAUUCUGGGAACAGGGUGACCUGGAACGAACUGUGCUCCAGCAACAACCUAUUCCUAUGAUGGACAGAAACAAAGGAGAUGAACUACCUAAGCUCCAAGUUGGUUUCAUAGAUUUUGUGUGUACAUUUGUGUACAAGGAAUUCUCAAGGUUUCACAAGGAAAUUACACCUAUGUUUGACGGUCUUCAAAACAACAGGGUUGAAUGGAAAACACGAGCUGAUGAAUAUGAUGAGAAGAUGAAAGCUAUUGAGGAACAAAAGAAAAAGGAAGAAGAAGCAGCAGCAGCAGCCCAAAAAGGUGGAAAGGGUCGAAAAUGACCUAGUAACAUGGUGAUCCACAGCUUUCGAAUCAGAAAAUCCAGCAUCUGAAGAACCAAAAUCCAAAACAUGUGUAGUUUUGUAAUUCUUUGUCUCAGACACUGUUCCUGCUACAGAAAAGACAUCUAGAAAGAACUUCAAUGAACCGCAGUGGAUUUCUGCUUUGCAUAGAAUAGUAUAUAGAUUGAUCUCUUAACAAUCCUCUUAAAACAUUUGCCAUUUGUUGGAAAUAAUUUUUAAUGAAGUAAAAAAAUGGUUACAAUUAAAAACUGAAAAUAAUAACAGUGUGAACUGUGCGCUCUAGGUAUUUUUCCAUGUCACUCAAUUUACAUAAAGUAUUUUUAUUAAAAUAGGUCAUUCUGCACACUGUCCAGAAAAAAUACAAUUUUUGGCAGAUCUAUGCAAUUAUGGAAAGAAAUCUCAUGUGUACAAUUCAAACAAAAAAUUCAACUUUUGCUACUUGUAUAUUUAGAUUUUUAUAUUAGGUGUCUUUCCUUAAUCUGGAAUUCCAUCUUUUUCCUUCAUUCCCAAUACCAUAUAAAGUUCUAGAGUAAAUAUCUCCUUCACUUUAGGAAUGCUCAACACAAUUCCCUGGCUCUAUUUAUAAAAAGCAGUGUGAUUUU